This is a messenger RNA of Agrilus planipennis (emerald ash borer), 510 nucleotides long. Its product is annotated as 15-hydroxyprostaglandin dehydrogenase [NAD(+)]-like. The coding region runs from base 91 to 495 and encodes 134 amino acids. Gene Ontology annotation, cellular component: cytoplasm. Lineage: Eukaryota; Metazoa; Arthropoda; Insecta; Coleoptera; Buprestidae. The record is from RefSeq and is a predicted model, not a curated record. The transcript has 3 exons. Gene Ontology annotation, molecular function: oxidoreductase activity, acting on the CH-OH group of donors, NAD or NADP as acceptor.
ACAAUGUCUGAAAAUAGUAAGACCUAGGACACGAUCCUAUACCUAUAUAUAUUUGGAAACGUACAGAUACAUUAGUUUUCUUAUUCAAAUAUGUCGUCCGUAGUACAAGGAAAAGUGGCCUUAAUUACCGGUAGUGCAGGUGGAAUAGGGUUUGCAUUCGCUCAGGAACUAUUACGAAACGGAGCUAAGGCAGUUGAAUUAGUGGAUGUCAACGCGGAUUUGCUUCAGAAAGCCAAAGAACAAAUUGCAAAAGAAUUUGGACCAGAUAAAGUAGAUUUCACAAAAGCAGAUGUUACUGACAAAAAUCAAUUGGAAGCUGCUUUCAAAAAAGCUAUUCAGGUAUUUAAUCAGUUGGACAUAGUCAUUAAUAAUGCAGGUAUUCUCGAUGAUGUUAACUACGAGAAAGAAAUACAAAUUAAUUGUGUAAGUUAUUUAAAUUCUGCCAAUACAUACUCAAUUUUACGCAGAAAAAAUUCCUACAGUAACCAUGUUUGAAAGAUUGUGUGGAUC